CCGAACGAACCCUUAUCGGAGUAAUUUACCCCAGGGGCUUCGCCUACGAAACCUCGCGCACGCAUACUUCGUUGCCGUUCCGGUGGUAGACUCACUAAGUCCUACAGCGACGGGGAACUCUGCGAUCCGUCGUCGACGACGAAGGAUGAGUGGUGGCUCAUCUCCCGCUCACUCCUCCGCCACCGUCUAUGGAGCCGGUAAUGUUGGCUCCUGUGCCUCGUUUGACCCUGCGCUUCUUCGCUCCGAUCCACCGCCGCCCAUCCAUCUCUCAGCCGACCAGCUUAAACACUGUUCCGAUGCCUUAGUCGCCCUCAAGAGGAAGCUCCGGACCCCGGGAAAGAUUUCCCUAGAAUUCGAUCGCCUCCAGGACAUGAGGUUGACGAAGCUAGAUUUUUUAAGAAAGUGUAAGGUUGCUCUUCAGGUUGACAAUUUCCAGAAAAAUCGUUAUACUGACGUGAUUCCAUAUGACAGUUCAAGGGUUGUGCUUAAUUCAACUGAAGAGGGUGGACAUUUCAAUGGUGACUAUAUAAAUGCGAGCUUUAUUACGGCUGGUUUUUCGGAACACCUCUCAAGGUUUAUUGCUACUCAAGGUCCACUUCCAGAUACCUUUGAGGACUUUUGGGAGAUGGUAAUGCAAUACCGUUGCCCAGCUAUUGUGAUGCUUACUGCAGUUGAUAAUCCAAAGAUGAUGAAAAAGUGUGCUGAUUAUUUUCAAGUAGAGAAUGGAACCCGAGAGUUUGGAAAGAUUAGUUUGUGCAACAAAUGGGAAAGAAUAACUGACUCUUCAUUAGUUCUUCGUUGCUUGGAGGUGAAGAAGAAAGAGUCUCAAGAAUCUUCCAUGAAUGUUCUGCAUAUUCAUUACCCUGAUUGGCCUGAUCAUGGAGUACCUCAAGAUACUGUCAUUGUUAGAGAAAUUCUGAAGAUCACAUAUAAUAUUUCGGCUAAUCUUGGGCCAAUCGUUGUGCAUUGCAGUGCAGGCAUUGGUCGAACUGGUACAUAUUGUGCAAUUCAUAACACCAUCCAAAGAAUUCUCAUUGGUGAUAUGUCUUCUUUAGAUCUUGCUAAAACUGUUGCUGAUUUUAGAUCACAGCGGAUGGGGAUGGUUCAGACAGUGGAGCAAUUCUACUUUUGCUAUGUUGCAGUUGUGGAUGAGUUGGAGGCACUUGUUUCUAAAUCCUGCUACUAGAUUAAUUGAAGGUAGCUAUAAUGAUAUUUUUGAAUGCUUAUAUCUACAAAGGUAGUUUUGUGAAUAAGGUAUAAUUAUGUAUUCUAUUGAAGCAGAGCCCAGGUGGCGAUUGGAUGCUUGUAGCCUCUCUCUAACCCUACAUUUCCACUUAUAGUGUAUUUUUCUACUUCAGUUGGAUUACAUCAAGGAUUAAUUUUAAGUCCAUAUCUUUUUUGCUUUA
Dendrobium catenatum is the source of this 1406-nucleotide messenger RNA. RefSeq names its product protein-tyrosine-phosphatase PTP1. The transcript has 8 exons. Gene Ontology annotation, biological process: protein dephosphorylation. Bases 146 to 1186 code for a protein of 346 amino acids. Gene Ontology annotation, molecular function: protein tyrosine phosphatase activity. NCBI's taxonomy places the organism in Eukaryota, Viridiplantae, Streptophyta, Magnoliopsida, Asparagales, Orchidaceae. The record is from RefSeq and is a predicted model, not a curated record.